AUGAGACUCAGUCAUUUUGCUCUUCUCGCUGCGGCGGCAUCUGUGGCUGCAUCUCCAUUGAAGGAACACAAGAAGAGGGCUUCAUCAUUUAAAUGGUUUGGAGUCAGUGAAUCCUGCGCUGAGUUCGGCUCGGGUAAUAUACCUGGGGUUUAUGGAACCGACUUUAUUUUCCCGGAUACCAGUACUAUCCAGACUUUAAUCGACGAUGGCAUGAAUAUCUUCCGGGUAGCGUUCCUCAUGGAACGGCUAGUCCCGACCACCAUGACUGAAUCAUUUGAUUCAGAAUACCUAGCCAACUUGACAAGUGUGGUGGAUUACAUUACCGGUGCAGGUGCUUAUGCCGUUCUUGAUCCGCAUAACUAUGGUCGAUACUACGGAUCAAUCAUCGAGAGCACGUCGGAUUUCCAGACAUUCUGGAAUAAUGUGGCCACAAAGUUCGCGUCAAACAGCCUAGUCAUUUUUGAUACCAACAACGAAUACCACGAUAUGGACCAAACACUCGUCCUAGACCUAAACCAAGCCGCCAUCGACGGCAUCCGCGCCGCAGGAGCAACAAGCCAAUAUAUCUUUGUAGAAGGCAACUCAUACACCGGUGCCUGGACCUGGACCGAAGUUAACGGUAACCUGGUAAAUCUCACAGACACGGAAAACAAAAUCAUCUACGAGAUGCAUCAGUACCUGGACUCGGACGGCUCAGGAACAAGCGCGACUUGCGUUUCGCACACGAUUGGACAGGAGCGUGUGGAGUCUGCGACGCAGUGGCUUAUCGAUAACGACAAGGUGGGGGUCCUGGGCGAGUUUGCUGGUGGGGUAAAUGAUGUUUGCGAGGAGGCGAUUACGGGGAUGUUGAGUUAUUUAAUAGAUAAUUCGGCGGUUUGGUUGGGUGCGUCGUGGUGGGCUGCGGGUCCUUGGUGGGGAGAUUAUAUUUUCAGUAUGGAGCCUCCGAGUGGUGUGGCUUAUACUGGGAUGUUGUCGAUUUUGGAGCCGUACUUUGUGUAG
Molecule: messenger RNA, 999 nt
Organism: Penicillium angulare
Lineage: Eukaryota; Fungi; Ascomycota; Eurotiomycetes; Eurotiales; Aspergillaceae
Product: glycoside hydrolase family 5 protein
Exons: 6
Coding region: 1-999 (332 amino acids)
Biological process (GO): glucan catabolic process
Molecular function (GO): hydrolase activity, hydrolyzing O-glycosyl compounds
Source: RefSeq, a predicted model, not a curated record